Messenger RNA from Zea mays, 777 nucleotides. RefSeq lists its product as uncharacterized. Lineage: Eukaryota; Viridiplantae; Streptophyta; Magnoliopsida; Poales; Poaceae. The transcript is spliced from 4 exons. The record is from RefSeq and is marked provisional. The coding region runs from base 117 to 623 and encodes 168 amino acids.
AGUCAUCAUGACUCACUAAGCACUGUCCUUCCUGAUCCCACCGCGGUCUCCUUCCGCGACACGCGCACACGCCACAGCGCAUUCGCGUACGUCAACGGACGUCGAACCCAUCGCCCAUGGGAGGAGGGCACGAGGAGCAGGAGGGUGGCGGCGCAAAGGCCGGGGGCUACUCCUCCGGUCUCCCGCCGUCGGAGCCGCCGCAGGAGUACGGGUACGGCACGUUCCAGGGCCCUCGGCAUCCUCCCGUCGGGUUCCCGCAGCCUGCCCCGCCUCCCGGGUUCGGCGGCGGCGGCGGCUACCACAACCAGCAACAGCCGUACGCGCACGCGGAGACGUACUACGCCCAGGGGUACCAGGCCGUGCCAGGCUAUGGUCCUGUUGCUGAAGGAAGACCUGUGAGAAUGAGGCGUCUCCCAUGUUGUGGCCUCGGCUUAGGCUGGUGCCUGUUCAUUGCUGGGUUUUUCCUUGCUGCCAUUCCAUGGUACAUUGGGGCUUUCGUUCUGAUAUGCGUGCGGGUACAUGACCACCGAGAGAAACCAGGAUAUGUUGCUUGCACAAUUGCUGCCGUUGUUGCUGCCGUUGCCAUAUUCCUGGGGGUAACUAAGGGAACACACGUGUGGUGAAUUGCUUCCAGAGAAGGCAAUGGAUUUAUACUUGUAUAGUAUCUGUGUGUAUUAAAAGUGUGGAGCGACAUCGAGAUGCUCUUAUGACUUAUGUUCAUACAUAUUCUACUUUGUAAUGAAAUUUUAGAUGUAGUAAUGCACCGUCUGCUUCAUA